Messenger RNA from Elephantulus edwardii (Cape elephant shrew), 915 nucleotides. RefSeq names its product methylmalonyl-CoA epimerase, mitochondrial-like. Gene Ontology annotation, biological process: L-methylmalonyl-CoA metabolic process. NCBI's taxonomy places the organism in Eukaryota, Metazoa, Chordata, Mammalia, Macroscelidea, Macroscelididae. The transcript has 4 exons. Gene Ontology annotation, molecular function: methylmalonyl-CoA epimerase activity. Gene Ontology annotation, cellular component: mitochondrion. The record is from RefSeq and is a predicted model, not a curated record. Bases 1 to 915 code for a protein of 304 amino acids.
AUGCGACGGCGCACGUACUCGCAUGCGCCGUGGGCGCUGGAGAGAGCCCGAAGAAUCAACCCGCGCAGGCGCACGUGCGCCGCAGGGACAGGAAGACUGGCUGAGGAAGCGCCCCGCACAGGCGCGCACGUGGAACCUGAGACUGAAGAUGAUGGUUCCGCAGCAAUCAGUUCCGGCCCUCUGGCCUUCCAGUUUCUGCGGCGCUGGCCGUGCGCCCCGCACGCCACGCCCACCAGCGCGUCCGCCCGCCCCCGGAGCUCCCCCCGGCCUCGCCAGGGCCACCUUGGUGCAGUCCGCCUGGGUUCGCGGGGAGUUUGGACGGCUUUCCCCAUGGCAUUCUUGAGGAGGGCGGCGGCGGCAGCGACGGCCAGCGCUGGAGAGAUAUAUUUCCAAAAGAAUAAUAUCAAUGCUGUUCAUUCUUUAGGACUUUUUUGCAGAUUCCAGACUCUAAUUCCAGCAGCAAGAACUUUUUCCCUAACACAGAGGUUGGAUGAAGUGUCAGACCUUGUGUGGCAUCUAGGUCGACUCAAUCAUGUAGCCAUAGCAGUCCCAGAUUUGGAAAAAGCUUCAGCCUUUUACAAGAAUGUUUUAGGGGCUCAAGUAAGCCACACCAUCCCUCUUCCUGAACAUGGAGUAUCUGUUGUUUUUGUCAAUCUGGGAAACACCAAGCUGGAACUGCUUCAUCCUUCUGGGAGUAAUAGUCCAAUCGCAGGUUUUCUGCAGAAAAACAAGGCUGGAGGAAUGCAUCACAUCUGCAUUGAGGUGGAUAACAUAAAUGAAGCUGUGAUGGAUUUGAAAAAAAAGAAGAUUCGUAGUCUAACUGAAGAGGCCACAAUAGGAGCACAUGGAAAACCAGUGAUUUUUCUGCAUCCCAAAGACUGUGGUGGAGUCCUUGUAGAACUAGAACAAGCUUAA